Molecule: messenger RNA, 1709 nt
Organism: Camellia sinensis
Lineage: Eukaryota; Viridiplantae; Streptophyta; Magnoliopsida; Ericales; Theaceae
Source: RefSeq, a predicted model, not a curated record
UGUGAAUUCCUCUUCCCCCGUCUCUCAUUCUCUAGCUGGUUCAGACCAGGUCCUCUCCUCGCUCUUUCUCUCUCUACCUGAAUUCACUCCGAGGACAGAAAAGAGAGAGGAGAGAGAAAGAGGAGAGAGAGAGAAAGAGGGAGGUUUGGAAGCUGCGAAGAUGAUGCAAUCGACGACGAACGUUGCGGAUCUGAAUCAGCAGCAACAACAGCAGCAGCAGCAACAACAGCAGCAGUGGAUGCAGCACUAUCAGCAACAAUGGAUGGCGAUGCAGUACCCUGCGACUGCAAUGGUGAUGCAGCAGCAGAUGAUGUACCAGCAGCAGCAGCAGCAGCAACAACAACAGCAACAACAACAUUACAUGCCCUACCACCAUCAACCUUAUCAACAACAACCACCCCAGCAACAGCCACAACAGUCUCAGCCUCAGAUUCAGGGUGGUUCUAGUGAAGAGAACAGGACGAUCUGGAUCGGUGACCUUCAACAAUGGAUGGACGAAUGCUACGUCAACAGCUGCUUCGCUCACACCGGCGAGGUUUUCUCUGUAAAGGUUAUUCGCAAUAAGCAGACUGGUCAGUCAGAGAGGUAUGGGUUUAUUGAGUUUGUUUCUCGUGCAGCAGCUGAAAAAGUUCUGCAGAGUUUCAAUGGUACCGUAAUGCCAAAUACAGAGCAAACCUUCCGCCUAAAUUGGGCAGGCUUCAGCACAGGUGAUAGGCGUGUGGAUACUGGUUCAGAUCUUUCUGUAUUUGUAGGAGAUUUGGCUGCAGAUGUUACUGAUGCAGUAUUGCAUGAAACUUUUGCUAGUAGAUAUCCAUCUGUUAAAGGAGCCAAAGUUGUUGUUGAUUCAAAUACUGGCCGUUCAAAAGGUUAUGGUUUUGUUAGGUUUGGCGAUGAAAAUGAGAGGUCAAGGGCCAUCACUGAAAUGAAUGGCAUGUACUGUUCAUCUAGGGCGAUGCGCGUAGGUGUUGCGACCCCUAAGAAGCAAUCAGGGUAUCAACAAUAUUCAUCACAAGCUCUGGUAUUGACUGGUUCAUAUCCUUCAAAUGGUGCUAUGCCCCAGAAUGCCCAGUCUGAUGGUGAUUCAUCGAAUACAACAAUAUUUGUGGGAGGGCUUGACUCUGAUGUCACUGAUGAAGAUCUCAGGCAGUCCUUUUCUCAGUAUGGCGAGGUUGUCUCUGUAAAAAUACCUGCUGGAAAGGGAUGUGGCUUUGUACAAUUGGCUAACAGAAGCAACGCUGAGGAUGCAAUGCAGGGGCUGAAUGGGGCAGUUAUUGGCAAGCAGACGGUUCGCCUUUCUUGGGGUCGAAGUCCAGGGAAUAGGCAGUUAUUGACAAGCUCCACAUUAUCAGAAAAAAGGUUGAGAACGGACUCCAAAAAUCAGGUGAACGGAGCUUAUUACGGAAGGCAAGGUUAUGGAGGUUAUGGAUAUGCCGUGCCUCAGAAUCAGGAUCCAAGCAUGUAUGCUGCAUCUGGGGCUUAUGAGGCUGCUUCAAAUGGAAAUGGCAAUCACCAAUAGCCAGUCAGCUGAAGUUACUUGUUUGUUUAAUUUAAAUCACUGAAAGACAUGAUGAAAACUAGAUGGAUUUGGUUGUUUCUUUGUUGGAUAUUUUAGCCGGAUUUAAUUCGUCCCCAAUAUUUUUAUUAAAUAGAAUUUAUUUGUACUAAAUUUUGGAAUUAGAUAAGAGUUGCAUACAUUAUUGUGGAGCAAA